AUGAUAGAGAAGAGGCAAUUUACCGGUGGGAAAUUUGAGAAUCCCCAUGAGCAUAUCAAAGAGUUUCUCAAGUAUUGUGACACUAUCAAGAUCAACGGAGUCUCCCAAGAGUACAUAAGAUUGAAGAUUUUCCCAUUCUCACUCAUGGGAGCGGCAGAACAUUGGUUGAACAAGGAUGUCCCCCCCGGUUCCCUCACGACUUGGAAUGAGGUAACUACGGCGUUCCUAGGAAGGUUUUACAAUCACAAGAAAACCGCCGAGGCUCGCUCAAAGAUUCAAAGUUUCCGCCAAAGAGGUGGAGAGUCUCUUUGUGAGGCAUGGGAGAGAUUCAAAGAGUUACAAAGGCAAUGCCCACACCAUGGGAUUCCUAAUUGGCAAGUUCUCCAAACAUUCUACGGAGGACUCUCCCCUCAAAGCAAGACUAACCUUGAUGCCGGAGCCGGAGGCCCAAUCAUGAACAAAAGGGAAGAUGAAGUGGAGAGUAUCAUAGAAGAUGUUGUGCGCAAUUAUGAGGAUUGGUACGAAGGAGAGAAGGAAGCCACUUCUAGCAAAGGAACGGUACAAUCCGUAGAGCAAACCAAUGCCAUCAUAAAUCUUUCCAACCAAAUGGCAAAGAUGGCGAAACAAAUGGAGGAGUUCAUGAAAUCGAGUUCUCAAAAUACUUCCUCCCCUCCUCCUAAGGGAGGCCAUGGUAUGAAUCCUUCUACUUCUUCUCCCUCUAAUUACAAUGCCAUGCCUCCUGGUUGUAUGUUUUGUGAUAUAUGUGGAGGCUAUGAUCAUAAUUCUCAACAAUGUAUGUCCAUAAGUGAAGGUCCCCCUCCCCAUGAAAAUGAUGAUAAUGUUGAAGAUGUUAAUGCCAUGAAUUUUGUGCCCCGUGAGGGAAAUGCUGGAAUGCGGCCAAAUUGGAAUCAAAACCUAAACCGUGGUUGGAAUCAAAAUCAAUGGAAUCAAAGUGGUGGUGGUUAUGAUAACGAAGGCCAAGGUAGGGGAAACUCUUCCAAUUACAAUGGAAGAAGUUACUCAAACCAAAGGUACGCGAUAAGCCUAUCAAGUUCCGAUGUGAGGAUAGGACUUGAGGUUGAGGAUGAGUCGUCAAGAGAGAAUGAGAUUCUAGAGGGAAGUGGCGGAAAGGAUGAGAGGGGUGAGAAAGAGAAAGAGAAGGAACCCGAAAAGGAGAGCACCAAAGAUCAAACACCUUUACCCCUUAAUCUCCAACCUAGGAAUGAGAGGUUGCCUUUUCCCCAAAGAUUUGCUAGGUCUAGGCUUGAUGUCCGAUUCGGAAAAUUUUUAGAUGUAGUAAAGAGCUUGCAUGUUUCUAUACCCUUUGUGGAUGCUAUGAAAGAGAUGCCACACUACUCUAAAUUCGUAAAAGACCUCUUGAAUGGAAGGAGAGAAGUUGAAACAGUUAGCCUAACCGCAAAUUGUAGUGCUAUUCUCUCUAGUAAGCUACCAAUUAAAUUGCAAGAUCUCGCGGAUAGGUCCACAAAAUUGCCUAUAGGGAAAGUAGAGGACAUACCCCUUAGAGUUGGUAAGUUCACUUUUCCGGUGGACUUUUAUGUUCUUGAGAUGGAUGAAGAUGAAAGAAUUCCUAUAAUCUUGGGUAGGCCAUUCCUAACUACUUCUAAAGCAAUUAUUGAUGUCAAAGAAGGCAAGAUGACCUUGAAGGUUGACAAUGAUUCUAUCGAAUUUGAUUUGAAUAAGGUAAUGAGACAAUCUUCCUCUAAUAAUGAAUGCUUUAGAACAGAUACAAUUGAAAACUUGAUGAAUGAGUUUAGAUACCCUCAUAUGCCUGCUUCUAAUGAUCUACUUGAGAAUGUUUUGUUGAAAGAGAAUGAGGUAGGUGAUCAAAAGGAGAUGCAAUUAUAUGAGGAAAUGCUUGAUGAGAAAGAGGAGACAACCCCCGACCAAGAGAUGCUCCAAACAUAUGAAGUCUUCCAAGUAGAAGAGGAGGAAAUCUCUAAUGGUAAGGUAGCUCCGAAGGUAUAA
Molecule: messenger RNA, 1986 nt
Organism: Chenopodium quinoa (quinoa)
Lineage: Eukaryota; Viridiplantae; Streptophyta; Magnoliopsida; Caryophyllales; Amaranthaceae
Exons: 3
Coding region: 1-1986 (661 amino acids)
Source: RefSeq, a predicted model, not a curated record